Molecule: messenger RNA, 6162 nt
Organism: Toxoplasma gondii ME49
Lineage: Eukaryota; Apicomplexa; Conoidasida; Eucoccidiorida; Sarcocystidae
Product: ERCC4 domain-containing protein
Exons: 11
Coding region: 1-6162 (2053 amino acids)
Biological process (GO): nucleotide-excision repair involved in interstrand cross-link repair; double-strand break repair via homologous recombination; resolution of meiotic recombination intermediates
Cellular component (GO): nucleotide-excision repair factor 1 complex
Molecular function (GO): single-stranded DNA binding; damaged DNA binding; single-stranded DNA endonuclease activity
Source: RefSeq, a predicted model, not a curated record
AUGGACGCUCGCCAAGAAGGCAGUUCCCGUGCUGCCUCCAUGGAGCAGCCAGCCUCGGAUAUCGAUUCCAGCCGUUCCUCUUCCUCUUCUUCCUCCUCUUCUUCCUCCUCAUCUUCCUCUUUUUCUUCCUCUUCUUCCUCUUCUUCCUCUUCCUCUUUUUCUUCAUCUUCCUCGUUUUCCUCGUCUUCCUCGUUUUCCUCGUCUUUCUCUUCUGUUUCCGCGUCCUCCUCUGCUCCUUCUGCUUCGAGCCGUUUGGGGAGACAGGCGCAUUUGUUUCCCUCUCUUGAGUACAAAGAAGAAGUGGUGGAGAAGUUGGUCAAGGAAGAUGCGUUAGCUGUUUUGGCAAGAGGCGUAGACGCACAUGGCAUUCUUCUGCUUCUGCUGCGGCGCCUCCAGCGCCCGGAGCCGCCGCGAGCGUCUGCCCCCGAUGCGACUUCGUGUGUACGUACACCUGGAGGGCUGCUCGUCGGAGGUUUGGCUUUUCCGAAGCUGAUUUUCGUCUUGAAUGUUUCCCAGGAAGAGUGCGAGCUUUUGCAGCUGCGGCAACUGCAACUCGAAGAGCAGUUUGCGGAGCGCGAGAGACUUCUCGAAUUUCUGAGAAAGCACAAACAGACGUUCGGAGACGACCGGGUGGACGAGCCUCCAUGUCCCCACCCACCCGCGUCGCGAAUCGAUUCGGGCGCUUCAGUUCUCCCAGCUCCAGGCGCUCCACAUGACUCUUCCGCGACUUCCCCCGCUCCACCUCGCACUUCUUCAACUCCAGUCGAACCUGCCUCUUCUCCACCUUCGAAGUCUGAACUCGCCGUUGCCCCGUUCUCUCCUCUUUCUUCUCUCUCUUCUUCUCCUUUCUCUUCUUCUUCUCUCUCUUCUUCUUCUCUCUCUUCUUCUCUCGCUUCUUCUUCUUCGCUCUCUUCUUCUUCGCUCUCUUCUUCUUCUCGUUCUUCUCUGUCUCCUUCGUUAGUGCUUCGAUAUGUGGGCAGUGGAGCGGCGACCGGCUGCGAAGGGGCGACCUGGGCGCAGCGACAGAAGCUGUACGCGAAGGGUGGCUGCUUCUGUGUUUCCUCUCGCGUGAUGGUCGGCGACCUGCUUUCUGGGAAGCUGCCGCCAGAAGUCAUUGACUGCAUCAUCGUGAUGCAUGCAGAAACCGUCUGCAGGGGCUUCAACGAGGCCUUCAUCGUCCGUCUGUACAGACAGCGGAACCGGCUGGGCGGCCUCAAGGCGAUCUGCGACAACCCCUCUGCGUUCUUCUCCUCCUUCCUCAGCAGGAGACAAAACGUCUCGAUCUUUGGCCUCCUCGAGCGAACGAUGAAGCAACUCUGGAUUCAGAAGGUUCACCUCUUCCCCAGAGACGCCUCCGCCGUCCAACGGAGUCUCGAGGCCGCCGCCGAACCCGAGAGCCUCGAGGUGAUUUUGAGGCCGUCUGCGUCGACUCUGGAGAUUCAGCGAGCAAUCACUUUGCUCCUGCAAUCGGGGCUCGAUUUCUUGAAGAGAGUUCGCCUCCUCAACCUGGAGAAUGUCCAGGACGCAAAUGCGCUGAUCGUCGGUGGCAGAGCUGCAGUCGCUGCCAAGGCCGCUGCUCUUCUCUCUCAGCUCGCUUCGCAGGAGGCUCGACAGGGAGAACAAGAAGGCGAACAAGACAGACACCGCGAAGGGGGACAAGAAGACGGAGACGAGCAGUGGACGCGAAAGCGGAGACGAGAAGAAAGCGGAGAGAGAGGAGAGAGAGGAGAGAGGAGCGUGUCUGGAGAAAGGGAAGGGCCGGACGCCUUUCGUCUCGCAGCGAAGCUGGGGGGCGGUGGCUUUGAAACGUUCGCGGCUUCUGUGAAAGAAAGCGCAGAAGCUGUCUGGCAUAGAUUGGACGCGAAGACUCGACAAUUCGUGGCGGAUCUCGGCGUGCUACGCAACUUGCUCUGGCGCCUCUAUCGACUUGACGCCGUCGCCUUCUUUUCCCUCGUAGACGCGCUGAAAUCGUCCAAGGUGCUCGAUCCCGGGUGGAUGCACACCACAGAAAUGCACAUUCUUCUUCAUCGCGCCCAAAGCAGGGUCUUUAGUCUGCAGCGUAUCCCGCACAGAGACCUGCUGCCGCAGCGAGAGAACGCGAAGCGCGCACGAUACGCUAAGCGGAGAGGCAGCGCUGCGCCGCAGAUGUCGGCUGACGGUGUGGUUUGUCUGGGCUGGGAAGGAGGCUGUGGAGGAGACAGGUCCCGAGACACAGGAGAGCAAGAGGAGGACGCGAGAGACCUUAUUUCUGGCGCCCCUGGGAAAGACGCCGAGCGAGCACCGAGGACAGACACACAGAGGGAACCUUCUCCGUCACGUAGUGCUUCUCCUUCUGCGUCGGCGUCGUCAGCAUGGCUCACUGCCGGAGGAGAGCCUCCGCUGGUGAAGAAGGCAGUUCUGGCGUUCGAGGCCAACGCGAAGUGGAAAUGGCUGAUUGACUUUCUCUGGAACUGCCAAGUCAGUGACGAGAUCUUCGAAAAACUUCUGCGGGAGCAAGAGAAACGCUUCGGAGCGGGACCUGGAGGAAAACGCCGCGGAACGCUUCAGGCGUCGCAUCUUUCCUCUUCGGGGACUGCUGCGCCCUCUUCGAGAGCGACUCUGUCUGCUCCAUCCUCUCGGGGAAGUGAGAGAGAACAAGACGAAGAACAAGAGGAAGAACAAGAGAGAGAACAAGAGAGAGAACAAGAGAGAGAACAAGAGAGAGAACAAGAGAGAGAACAAGAGGUGCCAGAAAGGAGGCGCAGGGGAAGAGGCCAACCGCACGUGCAGGAGACGGAGAAUAAAAAUGCCAACAGUCAUGGAAAGAACUCUUCAAGGAAGCCUCGAACCGAGGCAGAAGGUUUCUCCGAAACGCCGCGAGACAAAUCUGCUGCCUCGUCAAGCGGGGCCGAGUCAGGCGGCGAAGAUGUUUUUUGUGAAGUGGUGGAUGACGACGACACGGAAGACGAAGAAGAAGGAGAAGCCGGAGAAAAGGGAAGUUGGCGGAACCAGCUGGACCUGCUAGAAAAGCAGCGUUCAUCGUCGAGUGAUGUCUCAGAUGCAGAGAUCCUCACGGGUGAAGAAGACGCGAGCGAGACAGACGAAAGAGAUCGCCACACGACUUCUUUUUUCUCUUCUGGGGCCUCUUCUGCCCUCUCCUCUCGCCUCCCUUCCUCUGUCUCUGCCCCCGCUUCCUCUCCAGCUCCGCCGUUUCGUCCUCGGUAUCGUCUUUUGUUUUUGGUGGAAGAUGAAGCAAGUCAUCGGCAGCUGCGUCUCCUCUUCAUGCUCGGGGCGCGUCGUGUGCUGCUCUCUUCUCUCCGUCAGCAUCUCUUUUCUCACUCCUCGCCGCCUGCCAUUCCUCGAGGGCCGCCUCCGGUGCAGCAGAGGCGUAGGGCCAGAGAGGAAGGCGUAACAGCCGCGCCCUGUUCUUUGGGGUCUUCUCUUCAUCGGAACAUCCCUUCUUCCUCUUCUUUUUCCUCUUCCUCUUCUUUUUCCUCUUCCUCUUCGUCCCACUCGUCCUCUCCUUCGUCUUCUUUCUCCUUCACUGCGUUUCCCUCUUCUUCUCACGCGUCGUCUGCAGGUUCGCUUGCUUCUGCGUCUCCUCCUCUGCUUUCGCGUCGCGGUCGAGGAGGCCGGGGAGGACUGGGGGCUGGAGUGGAGAGAGAGAAUGAGAGAAGAGAGAGACAGCGAGGGUGGGGCAGCGAAACAUCCCGUCUGCUGCGAGAGGCUCUGCAAGAGGAAGAAGCGAAAGACUCGAGGCCGUCCGUCACCUGGGCACAAGCCGUCGAAGAGCAGCUGCUCACAGACGAAGUGAUGAGAAAAAAUGUCGCGCGCAGAACUCGGAAACUGCGAGUUCGGCCUACGCCAUUCAUCGUCAGCGCCAGUGCAGGCACCGGAGCUGUGGCCUACGCGCUCCGGCGAAUUCUGCCGCAUGCAAUUGUCCUCGUCGAUCCGCAUCCGUCACUCGUUCGGGAAAUCGAAGUUUUCUGUGCAGAAAGAAAGGCCUUGAGUGAGCUGCUCGCAGAGGUGGCUGCAUGCGCGUCCUCGAACGCCGCGGAGACGGAAGGCGCAGCGAGGGAAGAAGGCGACGAAAAGCAAAAGAAACGCGGAAGAGAGGGAAGCGGGCAGGAGACGCAGAGCAAGAAGAGGAAGGUGGAAGGACAGAGGGAAGCAGGGCCAUCGGCCGACAGUUUCGACGCCAGAGUCACGCAGACUCUCGCGGUGUACACGGAGUCACCACCUGCUUCUCCGUAUGUGUUUUCGGGGACAGAUCUUCGCGUCUUUGUCCUGGUGUUGCAGCAGUCGGCGGAACUCCAGCAGUAUCUUUCCACUGUGCAAGUUGAGCAGACAGCGUGGAGGAUGCUUUCGCAACAGAAGGAGCACCUGCUGGUUGCCGUGGACGACCUCCUCUUCUUCACACCCCUGCUGCCGGCUGCGUCUGCGGGCGGAUCUGAAUGGCAGGGACGGCUGGCCGCGAAACGAGAAGACAUGCGGCGCCUCGCUGCUGAAGACUCGAAGCGAGAUGGUCCUCGCGAUGAGGAUGGCCUGUCUCCAGACCUGGAACUCGCCUCCUCUGCGCCACCCUCCUUGCGCCGCUGCCUGACGACCGCGGAGACAGCCGCGCUCGGGCUCCAGUGGAGACAGCAGUUGCGGGCCAUGGGAGUCGGCAGUCACGGCCUCGACUCCACGCGAAGAGGAGGAGGCAGCGACGCGUUUCUCCAGCAACAGAUUCAGAAAGAAAUGGAGAGACGUCACGGCGAGAAAACAGGCGAGGAUCGUCGAGCCCAGAAGUCCGACGGCCUCGGAGACAGCCUCAGAAGCCUCGCGACGCGAGGAGACUCUUUUCUCUCCUCUGCAGCCUUUGAGCUUCUCCAGCCCAAAGUCGUCGUCGAUAUGAGGGAAAUGCGGUCUUCCCUUCCCUUCGAACUCUUCUGCAAACGGCUGCGCGUCGUCCCCCUAACUUUCGGCGUAGGAGAUUACGUUCUCACAAGGGAAAUCUGUGUGGAGAGGAAGGCGAUCUUCGACUUGUGGCAGUCGCUGCUUUCGGGCCGAUUGUAUCAGCAGGCGCAGUUGCUGUGUCGCUAUUACCGGUGCCCCACACUGUUGAUCGAAUUCGAACGAGGACGACCUUUCUCUCUCGUCGGCUAUCCAGGUCUUCCUCUUGAAGCUGAGAGUCUUCGUGCGCUCGGAAACACAGCUGUUGGAUGCUGCGCUCUUCUUCACAAGCUGUUACUACUUGUUCUGCAUUUUCCUUCCCUCCGUCUCAUAUGGGCUCCUCAUUCGGCCUUCAGUGCGAACAUCUUCAUUGCCCUCAAGACGGGGCGCGAGCAGCCCGACUUGAGUCGCAUUGAAUCGAUUGACCGGCAAUUUCUGCUGGAGGCGGAAGACAGCGACGCGAGUCAGCGAGCGAUGAACAUGCGGCCGCUCUCGUCUUUCCAGAGCACAUUUUCGAUGCUAGGAAGCAAGAAAAGUCGAGUGCGAGCCGAAUCCGAAAGUGACCAGGUUGCCGUAUGCGCCUCGGUAAAGGAACCGCCGUCAUUAGGUGGCGGAAAAGACAGGGAAGACGAUGUCCAUCCAACUUCUCCAGCGAAAAAGACCAGGGAGAGGCAAAAUACGCCCGCUACAGCGGCGCAAAACAAUGUUUGCGUGGAAGACAGCACUGACAACCUAAACAGACGCGCAGCUGCCACUGGCCUGCAGCUUGUGGGUGUACACACACCCGAGCGUAGCCGACCAGAGAGAGGGCCAAGUUCUGGAACAGAAAGCCGCGUUUCCGGCAAAAGUCGGCAGAUGCGACUAGCGGUCUGUCCGGUCGCUGCAACCGAGAAGACACAGACGAAAACAGAUAGCAGUAGCUCCCCUGCAUGCAAAAACAAUAGGAACCCCACUGGCACGAGACUUGCCGUCCAGCCUUUGCAACUGACGGAGGAACAGGAGGCCGCGAAAGUGCGGGAAGACACCGUUGGCGUCCGACCAGCCUCGUCGGCGACAAACACGGCAGCUGUCGAUUUCCUUCGUCGUCUCCCUGGUGUUACGAGCAAAAAUAUCAAUCUGAUUGUCUCUCGGGUCCCUAACCUUGCAGAUCUCGCAGCUAUGUCGGAGAAGGAAAUGAUUGAUUUGUUGGGCGCGGACGACGGCCAUCACCUGCACUCUUUUCUGAACGCACCAAUCGAGUUCGACUGA